CAAUUCACUCUACACAGCAAAAUUUCCAGUGUUGUUUGGAGUUGUUUUUACAGUGUAAAUUUUUUUGAGUUAAAAAGUGUUAUUUGUGGUGUUAAUUUACGUGACAUAAACACCUGCAGUGUACCCUUGUGGUCAGAGUAAGGGUUAAUACUGCGAGUUAACAUAGUUAACACUAUAAACAAGUUGUUUCCAUUUCCGGUCGCUUCACCUUACUUCCUCUUUGAUUAAUGGCGGAUGGCACAUGGAGAACAUUCAAACAGACAUCUGGAGCCACGAGACAAGCUGCUUUAGCGGGAAAACAAAGCUUCCAUCAUGUUGGUGAAAGUGAAAAGCAAAUUUGGAUUAUCAACAACUGCAGAUCCUCAAGUUUUCAAUAAAACGGACCCUAAUGUAGAAGAGGAGAUCUUCCACGAGUUAAUGGACAGCAGUCUACAUUUAUGCUUGACUGUUAGAUGUUUGGAAGAAAAUAUUUCUGCUGGCCUGCCUGAGGUGAUUUCACCCACAAGAUCAUCAACAGCCAGCACAUGUACUGAUACAGUUUCACUCUCUUCAAUGGAUCAUGAAGACCCAGAGCGAAAUAUGCAGAAUCAAUUGACAAGGACUAACAGCUGCUUGAUAGUAGAUGGUAAAGGGCAAAACAGAUUGUUCAAGAUGCAUUGGGAAAGCAAUCUGGUGGUGAUGAAGUACUUGACGAAUACAAGGUCACAAAAACUUAAGGGCCACAGCACUAGAUGGCAGCUGGUUAAUAUUGUCGUCAGUCACAUGAAAGAGAUUCAUGGGAGAAUCCCCACGUGCAAGCAACGGGAGACUUAUGCUUUGGGCAUUAUUUCUCUUUUUCCCAGCCUGAGAGACCCGUUUUCCGCAAAAGGCUAUAUUAUUCAAGACUUUAGUCUCCUGUUCAAUGCUGAAACAUCCAACAAGUUGCUUGAGAGGUGGGAGACCGCAUUUAAGCACAGGAUCAUCAAUGAGGCGAAAUCUCUGACUUCAACUGCCAGACUUCAUUGUCUUAUUAAUUCAGCAGAAGGACAAGAAUCUGAAAAUAACUGGGAUAAUGAUGUCAUCUGUCCUACUCCUUCUGCAUCUCCUACCUCCUUCAGAGAGAAAGAAGACUUAAGAUCAGUUCAACAGAGGCCUUUGAAAGACUUGUGCAUUUCCAUAAGUCUUGCACCAGCAUUGAAGACCAUCUCAGUGAGAGGAAGGGCCACCAGCCAUGUCGCCUAAGAUCAGGAAGGAUCAAGGGGAGGAUUGACCAUUUCUAUGUGGUUAUGGACAAACAUCUCAUCUCUUGUGCAGCAACCAGGUCCUUGAGUGCUGUUGAUGAACUCUUUAAAGACUAUGUGUUCAACUUGACGUACGAGGAAGCCCUUGUCUACAUCUUUACCUUUCUGCAGACUACAGUCUACAACAUCGAUGUUGGACCUACCAGUGAGUCACCCAGGGUAAAGAAACUGCGUGCAAAGCUUUUACACUAAAUGUUUCUUUUACAAUAAUGUGUUGGUGUUGUCAAAGCUUGCAAGCAAACAGCACCUCUUUAAGACUCUCACAGUUUUUGAUACUGAAAAUGCUGUACAUUUUAUGUUGGUUUAACUGUGCGUUUAAGAUGCAUUGUUAAAAAUAAAAGUUUAAACUGGUAAA
Danio rerio (zebrafish) is the source of this 1635-nucleotide messenger RNA. The record is from RefSeq and is a predicted model, not a curated record. Lineage: Eukaryota; Metazoa; Chordata; Actinopteri; Cypriniformes; Danionidae.